This is a messenger RNA of Truncatella angustata, 1141 nucleotides long. RefSeq lists its product as uncharacterized. The transcript has a single exon. The record is from RefSeq and is a predicted model, not a curated record. Lineage: Eukaryota; Fungi; Ascomycota; Sordariomycetes; Amphisphaeriales; Sporocadaceae. Bases 294 to 887 code for a protein of 197 amino acids.
AAUCUAUCAGCGGAACAGUUAAUGACAUCAAUACUAAGGGCUUGGCGGAUGCGUGCUUUGCAUAUUUACUGCAAUCGUCUGUGUCACACAUGCUUCCAGAGUUAUGUACAUAGUGGGUGACAGUAUAGCAUUACAUGGUUAUGGAAGCUGGAUUUGCACAGCCCCGUUACAAUACCCUAUGCUGUAUGUCGUGGAAAUGGAGACAUGGCGUUACAUUGGGUGUAUAAUUAUACAUUAAUGAUUACGUCUGUAAACAUCGGGAUAAUGGAUUAGCUCCAGGGUAAAUCUCUCAUAUGAUGAUUUUUCAGCAGCGGUUUUUUUCAUCGAUCGCGGUGAUCGCCAUCCAUUUCGUACACCCUUUGCUCGUGUUGCCCCGUCCAACUCCGCCACACCGAACCUGGCAUCGUGCAGCUCAUGCUAAUGAUCGUCUUUCGGUGCGUGAUAAGCAUAUAUAUUCUCACCGAACUGAUGCGAGUGCUGCUGGUACCGAUUGUACGGUAUGCUAUCUGAGCCUGGCUCAGCUCGUGCAGAACUCAGUGGCUCGGCAGCCUCCUUCUUCCGGGAACGACGAAGCAGAAAGAUUACCAGGCCUAUCAAUGCCACCACUAUCGCACCUCCUUACCGCAUUGCCUGCUAUCGCACGAGCUGAUAAUUGUGUGUUGCGUUGGAAAUUUGCUGCAGCUGAAUCCGAAAACGAGUUCCCUGAUCACGAGGUCGUAUUUGUGCUUAUAUCACCCACAGUACCGUUUUGGCACGCUGCUAGGGCUUUGCUACCCAUGACCGGAACCAGCGUGCUGCCUCGACGAAGGGCUGGCUUGCGAAAAUUCAGGAUUAUACCCGAAAGGUGUACUUUCAUGCCAGUCCAACAUCCCGUGGCGUCACUAUAGCCAAGUGGUUGAGUGAAGUUGGCACCAAAAACUUGGUCUUGAUUGUAGCCACCGAGCACAAGUGAUCCGUCAAGGGCGGCAUCAUGCACCAACCUACAUUCGGCGCCAGAAGAUGGAGCAGAGUCUGGCACUGACCUGGCCAGUGUCCGCCAUGGCGUUAAGCAUUGUCGAGUUUCAUCCCAUUCCCAUUGCAUGUAUCAUGGUAGAUCCAUGGUCUCAGGCUAACCUUGGUAUCCCAGCUGGAACACUCGCCG